Messenger RNA from Beta vulgaris subsp. vulgaris (sugar beet), 975 nucleotides. RefSeq names its product mitochondrial inner membrane protease ATP23. Gene Ontology annotation, molecular function: metalloendopeptidase activity. Gene Ontology annotation, biological process: mitochondrial proton-transporting ATP synthase complex assembly; mitochondrial protein processing. The coding region runs from base 185 to 772 and encodes 195 amino acids. Gene Ontology annotation, cellular component: extrinsic component of mitochondrial inner membrane. NCBI's taxonomy places the organism in Eukaryota, Viridiplantae, Streptophyta, Magnoliopsida, Caryophyllales, Amaranthaceae. The transcript has 2 exons. The record is from RefSeq and is a predicted model, not a curated record.
UUUUUUUUUUUUUUUUUUUUGUGGGCUGUAUUUUAGGACACCCUUGUCGAAACAAAUUUUGUUUACGCCGUUGAACCGUGAACAGUCAACACUUCUGGUCUCUCUCUCCUCAGGCGUCACGUACUCGGAAAGUUCGAGAAGGUCGACGGAGAAACUGAUUUCUGUAAGCGGUAAGAAAGCCUUAAUGGAAGGAAAUGGGAAUGAUGCAAAAGGGGCGACAAAAACUUCAGUUGUGAAUGGUGAUGGUGUAACUGUGAAGGAUUGCCAAAAAAUGAUCCAAAAAAGCUUGCGAUCCCCUAUGGUGAAAUUUCUGAUGGAGAAUUUGGAGAAAUCUGGGUGUACCAUUGGAGAUAACUUCAUAAAAGCUGUUAAUUGCCAGCAGAAAGUUGCUGGUGGCUAUACUCGUGGCGGAGGGAUAAUAGUAUGUAGCAAUCAUAUGAACUUGCAAGAUGAGGUCGACCAAGUUUUGAUCCAUGAGCUCAUUCAUGCUUAUGAUGAUUGUACAGCGAAAAACUUGAAUUGGGCUAACUGUGCUCAUCAUGCUUGUAGUGAGAUACGUGCUGGCCAUUUGAGUGGUGACUGUCACUUCAAACGAGAGCUAUUGCGUGGCUAUAUGAAGCUCCGAGGUCAUGAACAAGAUUGUGUGAAGAGAAGGGUGAUUAAAUCAGUGAUGGCUAAUCCUUAUUGUGCUGAAACAGCUGCGAAGGAUGCAAUGGAAGCUGUCUGGGAUACUUGUUACAACGAUACACGGCCUUUUGAUAGAGCUCCUUGAGAUACGCUAGCUUGGCUUACACAAUAUUGUUUCAAUGAAAAUUAUGUCUUUUUUCUUAACAUUCUGAUCAAUUUUUGAUUGUUUCCCUGCUUCUCAGAGGAUCUGUUUUAUUUGCUAAAAGGGGUGGGUUUUACUGGAAUAUUAACCGACAUUAAUAAAAACAAAAAAAAGGUCUGAACUGCUUGGACAUGAUUCCGGUCUUC